AGACAAAACUCACAAAUUCGAACCUUGACCAUACAUCAAUCACUAGAUUAGAGGCUUUGAAUUGUCGUUCAUGUUUACAAUUGGCGGCGAUGACCCAACAAAUGAUUCCCAUCAUCCGUAAAUAUAUUAACCUCGCUGAUAAAAAUCCAUAAACAUCUCUUUCUCCCUUGCUCUCUGGAUCUGCGGAGCUUUGUUCGUCUCAGCCCAGGAAAAAGAGAACAAUAAAAUAUUGUCUUAGCGAGCGGCAGAAAGAGUGGGAUUUGAUUCCAAAUGCAUCAUAAAAGGAAGAAGGGGAUUUAUCAGUCUCAAAUGAUUAGAGUAACUCAGAAAGAGACUGCCAUAUAAAAAAUAGACAGUGAGAAAGUAUAUUUAGUUGAAUCCCAUCGACCGUCACUGACAGUGGGAGAGAGAUGACAGUGGAAGAACGAGUAGUGGUGGCUAAUGGAGGACGAGACAACAAAAUCGUGACUAAUGGAGGAGGAGACAACAAAAUCAUCAACAACGCUAGUGUUGCAUCUGCUACUACUUCUACUACUGAGAAUGGAGGAGGAAUAACCAUGAACAGUUACAUUAAGAAAUCUCUGAAGGAGGCUGAUCGACGGAGGAGGAGGAGGAAGCAAAAGAAAAACAAGACUCAUAAUAACAAUGCUGAUACGGCUGCUACAAGGGAUGUUGAUGAUGAUGAUAAUGAUCACGGUGAUGUAAAAACAACUAUCCAUCAUGAGGGUCAGGAGCGAGUUGAAGUGGAGUAUGUUCCAGAAAAGACAGAGUUGGAUGAAGAUCUCUUAGAUGAUUUUAAAAAGGUCUUUGAGAAGUUUAGCUUUGGGGAAGCUGCACUUGGUGACAAGGAUGAUGAUAAGAAGGAUGAAGCAGGUCUAGAUGCAGCAGCGGCAGCAGCAAAGAAGCAAGCUGACUCUGAUGAGGAUGAGGAUGAGCAAGAUGGCCAACAAAAAGAAAAAGGCGUCUCUAACAAAAAGAAAAAGUUGCAAAGGAGGAUGAAGAUUGCGGAACUGAAACAAAUAUGCUCGAGGCCUGAUGUGGUUGAGGUUUGGGAUGCAACUGCAGCAGAUCCCAAGUUACUUGUAUUCUUGAAAUCGUACCGAAAUACAGUACCUGUUCCAAGACAUUGGUGCCAGAAACGAAAAUUCCUACAGGGAAAGCGUGGCAUUGAAAAACAGCCUUUUCAACUUCCAGAUUUUAUUGCGGCAACUGGUAUUGAGAAAAUAAGACAGGCAUAUAUUGAAAAGGAGGAUAGUAAGAAGUUGAAACAGAAGCAAAGGGAACGUAUGCAACCAAAGAUGGGAAAGAUGGAUAUUGAUUAUCAGGUCCUCCAUGAUGCAUUCUUUAAAUAUCAAACAAAACCGAAAUUGACUACUCAUGGUGAUCUUUAUCAUGAAGGGAAGGAAUUUGAGGUCAAGCUCAGGGAGAUGAAACCUGGCAUUCUCUCUCAGGAGCUAAAGGAAGCUCUUGGUAUGCCUGAAGGUGCACCACCUCCUUGGCUCAUCAAUAUGCAGAGAUAUGGUCCUCCGCCAUCUUAUCCGCAUCUGAAAAUUCCUGGUUUGAAUGCUCCUAUUCCACCUGGAGCUAGCUUUGGUUAUCAUCCUGGAGGUUGGGGCAAGCCUCCUGUUGAUGAAUUUGGACGCCCGCUAUAUGGAGAUGUUUUUGGUGUCCAACAGCAAGAACAGCCUAAUUAUGAGGAGGAACCUGUUGAUAGGAGUAAGCAUUGGGGCGACUUGGAGGAAGAGGAGGAGGAAGAAGAAGAGGAGGAGGAACAGAUGGAAGAAGAAGAAUUGGAGGCUGGUAUUCAAUCAGUUGACAGCCUCUCCAGUACGCCAACUGGUGUGGAGACACCUGAUGUCAUUGAUCUUCGAAAGCAACAGAGGAAAGAGCCAGAGAAGCCUCUUUAUCAAGUACUUGAAGAGAAGGAAGAAAGGAUUGCACAAGGAACCUUACUCGGAACAACGCACACGUAUGUGCUUGGGGCAACAGAUAAAACUGGUGCUAAAAGGGUUGAGCUACUGCGAGGGCAAAAGUCGGACAAAGUGGAUGUCACUCUUAGGCCGGAAGAUUUAGAGGCUUUGGAUGAUGUUACUCUGGCAGCAAAGUAUGAGGAAGCAAGGGAAGAGGAGAAGCUGCGGAAUCAACGAGAGGACUUCAGUGACAUGGUGGCAGAGGCUGAGAAAAAGAGGAAGCGCAAGAUGCAGGAAAAGGAAGGGAAGGCAAAGAAGAAGGAUUUCAAGUUUUAGGCACAUAAGUAUGCAUAAAUUUUGGAAAAGCAUGAAUGCUCCCCCACCCCGUUGGUUAGAUUCUGUUUGGCCAAUAUAUUGUGAACUCUGAAGUUAGAAGAAUCGGGUAUUAUUAACAUGUAUAAUGUGAAUUUCUUUGGACCAUUUUUGGCCCAUGUUGGAGCGAUUAGUGAAUGGACAGGGUAAGGAUUGAUGUUUAAAGGGAAUUACCGUAUUAGUUAGUGGAUCCAUUCAGUCCUGGAUGAUCUUUGUGGAAAGUUGCAAGUGAUUUUGUCGUCUGUUUUCCUUUAGGCAAGGCAAGAUGGCUAGCAUGAAAUUUUAGA
Molecule: messenger RNA, 2569 nt
Organism: Amborella trichopoda
Lineage: Eukaryota; Viridiplantae; Streptophyta; Magnoliopsida; Amborellales; Amborellaceae
Cellular component (GO): nucleus
Source: RefSeq, a predicted model, not a curated record